Messenger RNA from Brassica rapa (field mustard), 7179 nucleotides. Its product is annotated as putative F-box/kelch-repeat protein At4g39600. The record is from RefSeq and is a predicted model, not a curated record. Lineage: Eukaryota; Viridiplantae; Streptophyta; Magnoliopsida; Brassicales; Brassicaceae. Gene Ontology annotation, molecular function: protein binding.
AAUCUAUUAACUAUUCAAUCUAUUAAAAAUAAAAAAUUAGUUAACUGAAAGUUUUAUUUUUAAAUAUAAGAAACUUGAGAAAUGAAAAUUUUAAUUUUUUUUUUUUCAAAAUCUAAAUAUCCGAACCAGAUCUGAAAUACCCGAACCCUACCCGAAAACAGAAAUACCCGAACGGGUUCUACACCUCUAUACCGAAAUACCCGAAAAUCCGAAAUACCCGAUCCGAACCCGAACGGAUACCCAAGGCUAAACUAAAUCGAUAAUUACUAUCCCCUAGCUAUAUAUGGGCUUAACGAAAUCGACAAUAGUUUUGGGCUUGUCUACAUAAGCGAUUGAUUAAAAUAAAUAAAAAAAGAAAAAUUCAAAAAAAACCAGCCAAUAGAAUUAUAACGUUUUUCCUGAGAAGCUCUAUAUGAGUGCCAACUCAGCAGAAAUCAAUAAAGUGACUUCUCUUUUAAUGUAUAGGGGGAUAAUUUAUUUUUUAUUUUUUUUAAAUGGAUAAUAAGGCUAAUGAGUGGCUAAAGACGAAUUGCUCCUUGGUAAACUAGAAUAUUUACACAGCCCAAUCUAAAGAUCCGACCACCCAAACCCAAUCACCAAAACCGACCCAUCUAAAGCUAAAAUGACCGCGUUUCGUUCAACCCAUUGAAGCCCUCCGACAAGAACAACUGAGAACGUAUUUGUCACUUUCUAUUCCCUCUAACCAAUUUUUUUUCCAGAGAAAGUUUUUCUAUAACGCUUUCUCUUCUUCAAUUUGUGAAUAAAAAAAUUGGAACUUUCGAUUCGUUUUUUCUUCUGUUCUUUCGCUGACCGACAAGAUAUCAGCCGGGACGUGGAGAGCCGCUGAAUCCUAAUUAUCAGUCGUACCAGCAGAACCAUCAGCAGCAACAACGGCAAAAGUGGUCACGUCGCGCUGAAAACGAUAAUGAGUCAAGAAGACGACGUCGACGUCACUCCUUUAAGCCACUGUCAAACUGACUGGCUUGGGGCCUGGGGGGAAUCCUUUCUCUUAUCCUCAAGAAAUGGCGACAAAACAACUUAUAGUAUCACCAGUUACUGUGUCAGCCAAGAGCUUAGCCUCGCUCAGAGUUUCGAGUGCCAAGUUUGGAACUUUGAAACCAGGCACCCUUAAGCAGAGCCAGUUCCGUUCUUUGGUUGUCAAAGCUGCUUCUGUCGUUGCUCCUAAGUACACUUCAAUUAAGCCAUUGGGAGAUAGAAUUUUAGUGAAGAUCAAGGAGGCAGAGGAGAAGACAAUGGGAGGUAUCUUACUUCCAUCUACAGGUAGGAGGCAGAGGAGAAGACAAUGGGAGGUAUCUUACUUCCAUCUACAGGUCAAUCGAAACCUUAAGGAGGUUAAGUCGUUGUUGUGGCUGAAAGGGGAAUUAUUGGGAAAAACAAAGUUGAUAUCACUGUCCCUAUAAACUGGAGCACAAAUCAUUUACUGCACAGGUACGCUGGAACUGAGGUGGAGUUCAACGAUGUGAAACAUCUCAUUCUUAAGGAAGAUGAUAUUGGCCUUUCUUAGUUUUUUAUCUUUUAUUUAUGUAUUUAUGAUGUUAUUUAAAUAUUUUGGAUGUUUCAAAUUUGGUAGGAUAAUGCUUUUGAAUUUUUAAAACUUGGUGUGUUGCAUGGAUUUACUAGGUCUGCUAUGCCCAAAAAUGAGUUAGUCAGAUAACUGGAUAUAUUAGGUUUAUUAUGCCUAAACCCCACUAUAAAAUGAAAUACCAAAAAUGAUUAACACAUGUAAAACACUAAAAUAUAUAAUAUUAAAAUAAGGGAAUUUUUUUAAAAGAACAAACAAAUUUCACGUGUAAAACGUGCAGCCGUCAUAAAUAGAUUUAAUAUUAUAUUUAACAUUUAGUAAUUCAUAGUAAUCUUCAAGGAGAUAGUAAUACUACUUUACACAUAGUAAUACUUUGACCAUUUUUACGUUUAUCUAGUUAAACCAUGACAAAAGAGAAAUUUUUGUAGUAAAACCAAUGAUUUUACACUAUGAUUAUUGGUAAAGAAAACAUUUGCAUCAAAAAUUAGCCAGAAAUACGUAUUUUGUUAUAUUCUCCUUACUAUAGUCUAACAAUUCACAUACUAACAAUGAAAGUUAAGGAAGUUUUUUUUUAGAAAAUGAUAAGUUUUCUUAAACUAUUGAAAAUAAUCACCAAAAAUAGUUUUAAAUAUACAUAUUUACUAUAUACGUAGUCUAUUAACAUAAAUAUAUGGGUUCUAUAUACUAAACUGACGUACUACUUGCAAUAUAUACGGUAGUCCGAAUAACACAUAAUAAAACCAAUAAUCUUUGUAAUCCGACUUACACAUAAUAAAACUAGUAAUCCUAAUAGUCUGAAUUACACAUAAUCCUCUUUGUCUAUAUCAUUGUUGAACUCCACAUGUGGAACACUUUGCUCAUGAUUAACUUGAAGUAGAUAACCAAAAAUGUCUUCAUCAUUCCAGAUAUAUGAUGACGUAUUGGAAUACAAAUACCAUUGGAAAGUAACUAAGCUUCGCUUCCAUCUUAGAUUCAUCUACCUUUAACUUUCUGCAAAUACGCUCAACCAAAGCAGAGUAUGUGACCUCUUCCACUGAUUUCUUUAAUACAAUCGUUUGAAUUUCAUCUUCUCCUUCACCAUCUCUCGAUAUCCAUUUUAUUUCAGCCUUAUCCUUCAUAUAAUAUUUCUCGUAAUCAAAACAAAUGAUUGUGCAAGGCGGAUUUUGCAUUUUUCCUGAAAUAAAAUAGAAUAUCAUUAGAAUUAUCAUUAUUAAGAUGCUUAGAAUUAAUUCUCACCCGUAUAAUAUUCUCUUACUAAUGCUAAUUUAAUUCAGUACUAUACAUAGUAAUACUAGAAAUACUAGUAAGAAUAUAAAUACAAUAAUCCUAGUAUUUCCAGUAAAACUAUUUUGCCUUAGUAAAAGUAGUUAUACUAGUAAUACCCAGAACUUAUCCUUGUACUAAUUAAUCCGCUUUAAGGACGAUAUUGUUAGGAUUUUACAUUACCCUUGAUAUAUAAUUCAUCAUAAAUGAAAUUACACACAGAAAAUCAUCAAAACACACAUAAAAUAUAUCCAAAAUCUAUAAACACAGUUUUCAAAAUCUUUUUUAAUCUAUCAUAAUUUUGAUUGGAUCUUUUUUUUUUUACACUAGCGGAGAUAUACACUUGUUUUAAUAACAUUUCAGCAAAAAAAUCAUCAAAAACGGACAUAAAAAUACCCGAAAGCCCUAAACACAGUUUUUUGAAAUCGUUUUAAAUCUCUCAAAUUUUCAUCAAAUCGUAUAUUUUAAACACUAUCCAUGAUAUACACGACAUUUUAAUGUUAUUUUACAAAAAAUAAAAUCAUCUCAAACGAACAAAAAUUACCUGUUUUAGGAGCUUCAAAAUCGCCAAUGGAGGUUGAAGAGAAGGAGAGAGUACGAGGAAGAAGAAGGUCAUGUGGGCCAACUGAGCUCUCAUUGGUUGAGGUAUUAUUGUGGGCCAUGUAGGUAGUUGAAAAUUGUUGGUUUAUUUAAUUGAAGAAAUAAAUGAAGAAAGGCUAUUUUGGGAAGUGCAAGGAUAAAAGGGUAGAGAGAAUAGAGAGGGGACAAUAAGAAUUCAUUUAGGGGGGUAUGGGGUAUAUGGAGUUAAUCCCCAAUGUGAACGGAGAUGAGGAAGAAGGUUCUGAUGACUGACCAUCGGAUUCGGGUUUACGAGCAGACAACGAUCUUCGUCGGAUCAAUUUGGAUAUUUCUUCUCCAACAUCGAUUUCUCAGAGAAAAAAACAAAAACAACUCGGAAGAGGAAGAGGAAGAGAGAGAAGGCAAAAAAUUAGCCAAUAAAAAAGUUACGCGUACGGGGUUUUUAGUGAUUCCAAUGGUGUUGGUUUAGGCAGCGGUUCUCUUCUUUUUUCUUUUUUUCCAUUUUUUUUUUUGGUUUUUUUUCAAGAACUCUCUUUUAAAACCUCUUGAUGGAGGUGGUCUAAGAAACCAGAAAUAAAAUGCUCUUCAUAUAUUUAAACAAGAAAAUAUUACAUCCAAAGGUAAUUUUGAGUUUUUAUUAACAUAAUAGAGCAGUUCUCACUACUAAGGUAGUUUUCUUUAAUCAAAGCCUACUCUCUGUUACAAUCUAACUAAAUAAGUGUCUAAUACACUAACUAAGUGGAUCCCAUAUAUCUUUUUCUACAUUUUCUUAGUUAAGAGACAAAACAAAGUGGACCCCCAUGUAUCUUCUUCUUCAUUUCUUGCUUUUGAGUUCAUUAAUUUUCUUUUUGUUAAAUGAAUGUUAGUUUUCCAGAACAUUUUUCCAGAAAAUAUGUUCAUAAUCAAUAUCUUUAUUAUCCAACAUAUCUUUUUGAGAUAUGUCAAGCUAUAUCUCUAAUGGUGGUAUAAUCAUGGUGUAUAAAAGCUCUCUCUUUCAAUGGAUACACCUCUGUCUCAAACUCUAAGACGAGAUUCAAAACUGUGGCACUGGUUCUGAAGCUCCGGAGGUGUCAUCGCUGUGCCCCUUUUUGUCACAGCCACCACUUGUGAGAAGCUUGAUAACAACAAUGGUCAACUUUGACAUUUGAUGUUUGUCAGAUCUUUUAACUAGUUUUUUUGAUAUAAAAAGUAUUCGAAUAAAUAAUACAUCAUAAAGAACCACAUAAUAAUGAAAAGAAUCUAACAAAUGGGAUAUGAGUUAUGUAUCAUUAUUUCGAUGUACACAUAGAUAUUAUUACUUCUAUGUACACAUAGACAUCAUUUACAACUGUGUAUACGGAUAUAGUUACCAUUACUUCCAUGUACACAUAGAUAUCAUUUACAACUGUGUACACGUUUAUAUUUACAACUGUGUACACGAAUAUAGUUGAUUUGACUCAUUACUUCGAUGUACACAUAGAUAUCAUUUACAACUGUGUACACGAAUAUAGUUAUCAUUAUUUCGAUGCACAUAUAGAUAUCAUUUACAACUAUGUACAUGUUUCCAUGGGAAAAUGAGGAGUUAUGUAUCAUUACUUCGAUGUACACAUAGAUAUCAUUUACAACUGUGUACACGAAUAUAGUUACAACAGUGUACAAAAUGAUAUUUUCACAACAGUGUACACAUCGAUAAAGCCCACAACCACUCUGUCUUUAAUGGUGGCAAUUUUGUAAAUAACAUGUCUUCUUCCUUUUAGGUUACAGAAAACUCUGCAACUUUCUAUUCGAGCCACCAUCAAUUUUUUUUCACUUAAUCAUCAUUUUCUUUGCUAUUUUAACACAAAAACCUUACAAAUCUUAUUUAGAUUAACCAAAAAACAAUUAAAAUUUUUUUUCAACAAAUCGAGUUUUAACUGAUUUUAACCAAAACUUUUUUGUCCAUGUCCGCCAAAUGAUUCUUUGAUUUCUGGCCACCACCCGUGUUUUCGAACACAUGUAAGAGAGUUACGACACACUGACAAUGUGGACGAUUAGAUCUUGUCUCCGGCGAGAGCUUGUCGACUUUUUUGUAUGACUCUUCACAAGAGAGAAGGACGAACAACAUGGUUUCCUUCUUUUGCCAUUAAAAGUCUUUUUAUCCUCUUCAUUCUCUUUUGUCAUUAAAAUCAUUGUUUUCUAGAUUUUUUAUUGGGAUUUCUCUACCAUUAAGAAUUAUUUUUCUUUUACAGAAAGAAAAAAAAAAACAAAAUUAAAAACUGUGGGAUCCAUUUAGUUUCAAGAAAGCACGUAGUUAGCUUGUAGUGGUGAAAAAUAACUCUUUAAACAAAGCCCAAUAUGUGGCUAUUCUGUCCUCACACGCAAAUUCAGCGCGUAUAGCUUACGGGCGGCCCAAAGUAGUUGUAGUCUUGCAGUGCAGAGAGAGAGAGAGAGUGGAGCCAAGAAAGACCCUAAUCUUUUUGAAAUGUCGUUGACAGCCAUCGGUUCCGGUGAAGAGCCACCGUCAAAGAAGCUAGCAAUAGAACCUACAACCAAUCUGCCACUUCCAGAUGAGCUAGUAUUGGGUUGCUUCGCCCGCGCCUCGAGAUUGCACUACCCGAUUCUCUCACUCGUCUCCAAGACCUUUCGUUCGCUCACUUCUUCACCGGAGCUUUACCAGACCCGAUCUCUACUAAACCGCACCGAGAACUGUCUCUACGUGUGCCUGCAGUUCCCUAAUGACCCUUGCCUUCGCUGGUUCACUCUCUGUCGGAAACCCGACAAAGCCCUUAACAACAAGAAAAAGAAGAAGAAGAGUUCAACAAGUGGCAAUGUCUUGGGUCAGGUUCGGAUUCUCGGUUCUCCUCCUCCAGUGGAAUGGUCAAAUCUCGUAGCUGUUGGUCAUAAGCUCUACGCAGUCAGAGAUGGCCCCUGCUCUUCUGACGUCUUCUUUCUCGACUGUCGAACACACACGUGGGUUGAAACUCCGAGCUUGAGGCUUGCUCACACCUUUCCAGAGUGUGAUGGGAUGAUAUAUUUACCAGGCGGCUCCGAGAGCCCAGAUUCUCUCAACUUUGUGCAAGUGUUUGACGUAAAGACACAAACUUGGAAGCCCGUGCCUCCCGAGAAGAAGAUAUUCAGACUCAGAGAUUUACAAGGAAGGGCUUACCAGAACAAUGAUGUAGCGGCGGCGUCGUCUCGUAGGUGGCUUGUGGUUGCAAGGCUAAAGGAUCGUACAGUGUCCGUAGAAGGGUCUGGUACUCUCUGUUUGAUAGAGAAAGCAUUCUAUCGAUAUGCAUCAUCCAGUGGGGAGCUACUUUGGUCUAACCGUAGCACCGAAUCAGAUGUUUGGAGGAAAGUUAAAGGCUUGGAAGGACUGCCUAAGUUUACCCGCUAUAGCAAUGUUUAUCUGGUUGCAAGUGGUGGUAAGUUGGUGGUGUUUUGGGAUAAGUAUGUCCCUGCACGUGGUGGGUAUAAGGAGAAGAUGAUUUGGUGUGCAGAGAUUUCGCUGGAAACGCGCAGCAGUGAAGAGGUUUGGGGAAAGGUAGAGUGGUUCGAUGCUGUGCUUACAGUUCCAAAGUCUUACAAGUUCGUGUAUUCUAUUGCUGCUACCCUUUGAAGGGAAUGAAUCAGGUUAACUACUCAUGAGACAGGUUUGAAGGGAAUGAAUCAGGUUAUGUUUUGUUAUUAUGCACUUCUUGAAGUUAUGUCAUGUUUCUUGUAAAUGAUUAAGCUUUUUAUGUAACUGUGUAUUUGAUUUCAAACUCUUUAGGCUACUCUUUGAUGAAUGACUCAUGAGACAAGCGGCUUUCAACCUAUGACAAUAGUGUUAGUGACAA